Molecule: messenger RNA, 2025 nt
Organism: Oikopleura dioica
Lineage: Eukaryota; Metazoa; Chordata; Appendicularia; Copelata; Oikopleuridae
Source: the annotation of a GenBank genome assembly
AUGAAGCUUUCAAGCUUUUUUGUUCUAGCCAAAGUUGGCUUUUCGGAAGAUUUGGCUGAGUUUGACGCGCGAUGCCCUGACUUGGAACUUGGCCAGCAGUGUGAUAAUGAAUGCUCACUGGUUUUUGUUGACUGUCGGAAUAAUUGUCCUGAUCAUCUUUGUGAAAAUCAAUGUCUGAUUGAGUUCACAGAAUGCGUCUCGGAUUGCCCCUGUGGACAGAAUUGCCCAAAUGGAUGCCAGAACUGCGAAAACCCCCUCUGCACAACUUGUGAUAACUUAGAAACGGACUUUGAAUUUCAGCAAUGCAAAGUAAUUGCGCUAGAAGAAUUCGACCACUGCGCGAUGAAUUGUUUGAACAACUGGGGCUGCAUCGAUAAUUGCUACAAUCGACAAAUCUUGCAAGGGUUUUCUCAAUGCAAAUGCUUUGACGAGAUUCCAUCAAAGUCAACCGAUUAUCUAACCAUACUAUCGGAAAAUUCGAACUAUCGACCUAAUCUCGGCUAUGUUACUCAUGUCGACGGCGUGUACUCUGGGUUCGUUCGUUAUCCGUAUAAGUGGACGCAGCUUUUUGAUGGAACAAAGACAACUCUUUCAAAUUACGAUACUUAUGCGGACCAUGAAUAUGGCUGUAUGGCUCACUUGAAUAAUCAACCUGUUGCAAUUGGAGGAGACGGCGGAAAUUAUGUGGAAUUACUUAGAUCAAACGGGUGGACUCGUCUUAACUCGCAUCCAAUAGAUACACAUUAUGCAGGAUGUCUAGGAUUUGGUCACGAUAUGGUCACGAUCGGGGGCGACGGAGGAAAGAACAGAGUCUAUAAAUAUAGUGGCCAAUCCGGGACCUGGUCAUUAUUGGGAUAUUUGCAACAGUAUCAUAUGUACAAUUCUGUUAUUGAAUUGAACGGUUAUAUCUACAGUACUGGAACAAACUACUGGCGACGAAAUAGCAAAAACGAAAAGAGUGCUGAUGCAACCGAAGAUGAUUCUGAUGACUCUGAUGACUCUCGUCGCUACUAUACAACUGUUUCUCCUACAGGAGAUGCCGGAAUAGAGCGAAUCCAAAUCUUCGAUUCGAGCAUUUCAUCUGAAAUCAUCUCUAUGCAUGAUUCGUACGGUCAUUGGCGCCCAGUUCUCUUCCCGACUGGCCAGUUCGACUGCUCAACACCGGUUUCGAAUCCGGGCCAGCAGUGUGAUACUGAAUGCUCUGAGGUUUUCGUUGAUUGUCGCAACAACUGUCCUGACCAUCUUUGUGAGAAUCAAUGUCUGAUUGAGUUCACAGAAUGCGUCUCGGAUUGCCCCUGUGGACAAAAUUGCCCAAACGGAUGUCAGGACUGCGAAAACCCCCUCUGCACAACUUGUAAUAAUUUGGAAAUGGACUUUGAAUUUCAGCAAUGCAAAGUGAUUGCGCUAGAAGAAUUCGACCACUGCGCGAUGAAUUGUUUAAACAACUGGGGCUGCAUCGAUAAUUGCUACAAUCGAGAAAUCUUGCAAGGCUUUUCGCAAUGCAAAUGCUUUGAUGAGAUUCCAUCAGAGUCAACCGAAUACCUCACCGUACUAUCGCAAAACUGGGAUACACAUCAUGCAGGAUGUCUAGGAUUCGGUCAAGAUAUGGUCACGAUCGGGGGAAACGGAGGAACGAACAGGGUCUAUAAAUAUAGUGGUCAAUCUAGGACCUGGUCAUUAUUGGGAUAUUUGCAGCAGAACCAUAUGUUCAAUACUGUUAUUGAAUUGAACGGUUACAUCUACAGUACUGGUACAAACAACUGGCGACGAAAGAGCAAAAACGAAAAGAUUUCUGAUGCAAGCGAAGAUGAUUCUGAUGACUCUGAUGAUUCUCGUCGGUACUAUACAACCGUUUCUCCUCAAGGAGAUGCCGGAAUAGAGCGAAUCCAAAUCUUCAAUUCCAGCAUUUCAUCUGAAAUCAUCUCUAUGCAUGAGUCGUACGGUCAUUUCCGCCCAAUUCUCUUCUCGACUGGCCAGUUCGACUGCUCAACACCGGUUUCAAAUCGCACAGAAAACUCAUUGUAG